This is a messenger RNA of Fusarium oxysporum Fo47, 6736 nucleotides long. RefSeq names its product calcium channel protein CCH1. NCBI's taxonomy places the organism in Eukaryota, Fungi, Ascomycota, Sordariomycetes, Hypocreales, Nectriaceae. The transcript is spliced from 5 exons. Gene Ontology annotation, molecular function: calcium ion binding; high voltage-gated calcium channel activity. The coding region runs from base 96 to 6452 and encodes 2118 amino acids. Gene Ontology annotation, biological process: calcium ion import across plasma membrane. The record is from RefSeq and is a predicted model, not a curated record. Gene Ontology annotation, cellular component: membrane; voltage-gated calcium channel complex.
GCGCUAACGAUGCUUCAUUCUGGUAGUAGUACUAAUAAUCACUAUUCUUCAUGACAUUGGACCGCAUUGGCGGUCAUUAGUCCUUUCGUUGGUCCAUGUCUUCACACUCUUGGGAUCAAGACGGGCGCCCUGCGCGGCGCCUGUCUAUUCCGCUUCAGAACUUAGACGGAUCGCAUCUCGAUAAUCAACAGACGCAAGCUGGUCUGUCACGGCAACAACCGAGCUCUGUUUCUCCGCCCGACGUUCCUCAAAUGUCUGCCAAUCUUCCUGGUAUCUCAACAUAUUGGGACCAACCCUACGAUCGUUUCGACGACGAUGUUAGCCCAGGGUCACCUAUAGAUCCAAUGGCUCUACAGGCUGCGCUCCCUCCGGGUAUGGAUCACCAUCAGCCAAGUCCUCCAAUGCCUUCUACACCGGUUCGUACAUACGACCCGCCUGCUCCCUAUGUCGAAGAUGCGCCGAGUACCGAUUACGCCGAGUCCGAUCGAGUUCCGUUGACAGCUGGAGUUGAGCCCAUCUCUGGUUCUUUAUCUGCCAGUAAUUUGGAUGACCGAAAUCGAGACAGUUUUCAAACAGUUUCAAGUCUGGAAAACAGCCCGUCGCGCGGUCGCAAUACGAGAAGCCUCGGCGAAGAUUUAAGAGCAAGCUAUGGUUCAACUCGAAAUCGUAACUUUGGCGCUUCUCUUAAUCCUAACGAAUAUCGAAGGUCAAGGUCGCCUUCUACAUCGGGCGCUUUGUCCCGUGCUGGUUCGAUUGUGCGGGCAAUGUCACAGAGAGUUGUCAACAUAAGCGGAGAGACAGAAGUCAUUGAUCAUCGUGCAUCGAGGCAUCGCUCCCGCUCACCUAGUAGACAUGAUCAAGAUAGGAAUCGGGAUACGAUGAAUUCGAUGUUUGCCGAUACUUCGUAUCAACCACAGUUGGUUCGGUCGUCAAGCGAAAAGUCUACAGAACCACGUUUUAAUGUGACCGAAGCUGAGCCAGAUAUACCGAGGCCUCCUUUACCAAAUCCUCUCAAAGGAAAGUCUCUGGGAAUCUUCUCACCGGACAACCCUUUGAGACUACGACUCUGCGACCUCUUGGUCAACCCAUAUACGGAGCCAUUCUUGCUUCUUUUGAUAGUCUUGCAGGCUAUUCUUCUCGCAGUUGAGGCUGCUCCGAAUGUAUUUGAGAAUGGACGCCCAGAAAGAUGGGGACAGCAUCCUAUUGAUUGGGCUAUGCUUGCUCUUUUCAUUAUCUUCACUCUGGAGAUUAUCUCGCGUAUUAUUGUGUCUGGCUUCGUGUUGAACGCAGCAGAGUACAGUACGAUUGACCGUAAACGGGGAAUCCGAGCCGCAAUAGCAGACCAGUAUCGUGCUGUUUUCCAACCGGAGCGGAUAAAAUCCGUAAAGAAGAAGUCGCAAUAUCGACCGGAACCGUCAGCAAUCUCAAGAUCUUUUACAACAUUUAUGCAAGGCCAGCAAGCAUUGCCAAGAACUCUGGAAGAGCACCAAAGGUUUCAGCUUGCUCGGCGAGCAUUUCUACGCCAUUCCUUCAACCGUUUCGAUUUUGUUGCCGUUGUCUCGUAUUGGAUCACUUUCUGCUUGAGCAUUUCUGGCCUCGAAACUAAACACGAUCUUUAUGCAUUUCGAAUGCUGAGUUGUUUACGAAUUUUGAGAUUACUUGCUCUAACGAACGGUACUGCGAUUAUUCUCAGGAGUUUAAAGAAAGCAACGCCUUUACUCGUUCGAGUUGCAUUUCUCCUCACAUUCUUCUGGCUUCUGUUUGCAAUUAUAGGGGUCCAGAGUUUCAAAGCCAGUUUGAGUCGGCAGUGCGUGUGGCUUGACCCCCUUGAUCCUACGGACCUUGAUGCUUCCUACACAAACGAGGAAGCUUUUUGUGGCGGUUACUUGAACAACCGAACGGGCGAAACUAUGCCGUGGCUCAAGUUCAACAAUUCAGAGUCCUUGACGGACCUUAUGAAUGGAACCAACGAAGGAAAGGGGUUUCUGUGUCCUCGAGGUUCCAUUUGUCUUCAGCAAUCCAACCCGCACAAUGGCACGGUCAAUUUUGACAACAUUUUCAACUCCCUGGAACUUGUGUUUGUCAUCAUGAGCGCAAACACCUUCUCCGAUCUUAUGUACAUGACCAUGAGCUCGGAUUAUGUCCAGGCCGCUCUCUUUUUUGGUGCAGGCAUCAUGAUCAUGAUGCUGUGGUUGACGAACUUGUUGAUUGCUGUCAUUACCUCAUCCUUCCAGGUCAUUCGUGAAGAGAGUAAAGCCAGUGCAUUCACUGUCAGCCAGGAAUCGCCGGUGCAAGCUCGAUCUGACGAGAGAAUUCGCCGAACAUCUUCUUUACAACGCAUGUUCAAUAAAACCCGUGCAGUGUGGAUUCUGAUCAUUACUUUUGGGUUGCUAUGCCAGGCCUGCCGCAGCGCAACCAUGUCAGCAAGAAGAGAGCGCUUCAUCAACACUGCAGAGAUCAUUGUUACCAUUCUUCUCGAUAUUGAGAUGAUCUUUCGAAUUGCGACUGAUUGGAAUCACUUCCACAAAAGUUGGCGUAACCUCUUCGACCUCGGCCUUGCGAUUAUCACCUCCAUCAUAUUGAUCCCCCCUAUUCGCUAUACCAGAGCGUAUUGGUGGUUGACGGUGUUCCAAAUCCUGAGAGUUUAUCGUCUUGUGUUAGCAAUACCAGUGACAAGGGAGCUUAUUCUCCUCGUUUUGGGCAAUGCUGCUGGUAUCGGAAACCUGAUGUUCUUUGUGUUUCUGAUGACAUUUUUGGUGGCGAUUUUUGCUGCGCAGUUAUUCAGAGGCGAAAUUCCCGUGUAUGAAGAUGGCGAGCUCAAUCGUAUCUCGUUCUACACUAUUUACAACUCCUUCUUGGGCAUGUACCAAGUUCUGACAAGUGAGAAUUGGACAGAUAUUCUUUAUACUGUCACCUCCUACACUAGGCACAAGAAUACCUCAUGGAUAGGAGCUAUUCUACUCAUUGGCUGGUUCAUUGUGGCUUUCUUCAUUCUCAUCAACAUGUUCAUUGCUGUAAUUCAGGAGAACUUUGAUGUAUCCGAAGACGAGAAACGGCUUCAACAAGUCAAGGCUUUUCUUCAAAGGCGAGACCUUGGAGCUUCAUCUAGCAACCUGGCCCUUUCUACAAUAUUCGGCCUGUCCAAACAUCGCAAAAAUAAGGACCCCCUUGACUACGGGCCAGCAACAGUCGAGAUGCUUCUCAAAGAUGCGGUGGUCCGCGAGUUUCUGGAUGAUCAAAUGAACCCUAAACCUGAGGAGGACCGGUUGCACCAUGCCCCUAUUAGAAGCGCAACUACGCUGUUGGGUGGUGAGAUCAAGCCUGGCCGUCUCUCUGCCAUGUGGGGACGGGUGAAAGGGUGGUUCAGCGACAAAGAGCCCAACCCCUUUUAUUCAAGCUUGCGGUUUGACGGCGCGAACGAUACCUCAGAUCCUCGACAAAUGGCUGAACAGGCCAUGUCUGCCACCAUGACUCGAAAGAGGGCUCAGCGAGAGUAUCUUGCAAAGUACCCAAAUUACAAUACCUCCUUGUACAUCUUUCCACCCAACAACAGCCUGCGCCGACUUUGUCAGCGGGUCGUUGGUCCUUCUCGGGGCAUUGAGCGCAUUGAUGGUGUAGUUCCCGAUACCCUCCUUUGGUAUUCUUUCACGAUAUUCAUUUACGCAGCAAUCGUGGCUAUGGUCGUCCUCGCAUGUGUGACCACUCCUCUUUAUCAGAAGGAGUAUCAAGAACAACAUCAGUUCAGUAUUAGGAAUUGGUACAUCUGGACAGACAUGGCUUUUGCGAUUGUGUUUACUGUUGAAGCUGCGAUCAAGAUCAUUGCGGACGGACUCCUGUGGACCCCCAAUGCAUACUUGCGAAGUUCCUGGGGAUUCAUGGACUCAGUUGUUUUGGUCACUCUGUGGAUCAAUGUUGUUACGCUCCUCAUCAAUGACGGCGCUAUUUCCAGAGCAAUAGGCGCAUUCAAGGCGCUUCGUGCACUUCGACUGCUGAAUGUUAGCAACAGCGCUAGAAACACAUUUCACGAUCUCAUUAUCGUUGGUUGGUGGAAAAUUCUAGGCGCCGCGUUUGUCUCGAUGUCUCUGCUCAUCCCGUUUGCCAUUUAUGGUCUCAACCUAUUCAAUGGCUUACUUUUGUCUUGUAACGAUGGUGGCGACGGAAUUAAUACCAUGGAUAAUUGCUAUGGCGAGUUCGAGAGCACACCAUUUAGCGACGACUGGCCAAUGCUUGCUCCGCGUGUUGCAGCGAACCCCUUCUUCAGCUUCGACGAUUUUGGGGCGUCUUUAUUUAUUCUAUUCCAGAUUGUUAGCCAAGAGGGAUGGACAGACGUCUCUUUUACUGUUCAAGCCAUUACCGGCCGCAUGAAGCAGCCCCAAGACCUAGCAUCGGAGGGCAAUGCCAUCUUCCUUGUCGUAUUCAAUCUGUUGGCCACCGUCUUCGUACUCACGCUCUUUAUCUCUGUUUUCAUGCGGAAUUAUACCGAACAGACAGGUGUCGCUUAUUUGACUGCGGAACAACGGUCAUGGCUCGAAUUACGAAAGAUCCUCAGACAAAUUUCACCUUCAAAGAGUUCGUAUGACGAUUCUGAGAAGAGCUGGAAGAAAUGGUGCCACAAGAGAGCCAUCGAGAAGAAGGGUAAGUGGUACCAGACAAUUACCGUUGUUCUAGUACUGCACUUGAUCGUGCUUGUCUCGGAAUUCGCCAGUGAGCCAUGGUGGUGGACGCGAUAUCGCGACUUCGUUUUCUUCGCCUUCAUCGUGGCAUACACGGCUAACAUUGCAAUUCGUAUCAUUGGCUUGGGCUGGGUGCGUUUCCGACGAAGCUCGUGGGAUCUUUACUCUCUGUUCAUUGUCUUCGGGGCAUUUGUUUCAACUCUCGCGUUACUCAUAUCAGACACUGAGAUUGAAACCUACGUCCAGCUACAUAAGGUGUUCUUGGUCGCCAUUGUACUCCUCCUCAUUCCUCGCAACGAUGCACUGGACCAGCUGUUCAAGACGGCCGCUGCUAGUCUGACAGUUAUUGGUAACUUGCUUGCCACCUGGCUGGUAUUCUUCCUGGUCUUCGCCAUUGCCAUGACUCAAGCUUUUAGUUUGACACGAUUUGGCGAAGAGACUGCGGAAAACAUAAAUUUCCGAACCGUCCCCAAAGCCCUGAUUCUGCUAUUCAGGAUGAGUCUAGGUGAAGGAUGGAAUGCUGUCAUGGAAGAUUAUGCCAGCAUAGAGCCGCCACUUUGCGUUGACGAACCUAGAUUCUUCGACAGUGACUGUGGUAGCCAAUCGUGGGCCAGAAUCCUGUUCAUCGCAUGGAACAUCGUCAGUAUGUAUAUCUUUGUGAACCUGUUUGUGUCACUCAUCUACGAGAGCUUCAGUUACGUCUUUCAACGCUCGAGUGGCAUGGCUGUUGUUGAUCGCGAUGAGAUUCGACGGUUCAAAGAAGCUUGGCGAAGCGUUGACCCAGCAGGUACUGGGUAUAUCACGAAAGCAGCCUUUCCCCGUCUUCUUGGCGAGCUCUCAGGCGUCUUUCAGAUGCGCAUUUAUGAUCCAGAGGACAGCGUUCACUCUAUUUUGGAAGAUAUAAGGGACGAUGUGAAACUCACACAUCACUCGUCCAUCGCGACAACCAGCGGAUUCAGUGGCAUUGACCUGAACAAACUCAAUGCACGGCUGAGGAGGAUUGACGUGGAGAAGGUGCGCCACCAGCGUCGGCGCUUUAACAUUUUUUACGAGGAGGUCUUGGUGUCCGCAGAUCCCGACAGGGGCAUCUCUUUCACGAGUGUCUUGAUGAUUCUUGCUCACUAUAACAUCAUCAGUGAUAACAAGAGCCUGAAACUCGAAGAGUUCCUAAGGCGUCGAGCUCGUCUCCAGCGAGUAGACGACCAAGUCCGACGUGGCGUGGUAUUGGGCUUCUUCGACACAUUAUAUUAUUCAAGACAAUUCAAGAAACAUAUGCUACGAAAGCACUCGGCCCGCAUGACGGCAGUUCCACAGCUGAACAUUCCGGAGAUUCUUGUUGAGAACGAUCUGAGCGACGAUGAAACAGGUGGAGCAGGACCGAGAUCUCCCCUCUCACCAGCCUCGCGUCCAUCGAGUGUUGACGCAGGCGAGCCACGCAACUGGCUGGGAUCUGUGGAUCUAUCGUUGCACGACACAUCGUGGAGUCACCCUCUCAGCUUCCCCAGGGCCGCGCCUCCAUCACCCACAACACCUGCGCAACCAUCAGCCUUUAGCUUUGAGAUCGAGGAGGAUGAUCCACAUGAGCAACAACAACAAUCGACGACGCAAGCAAGAUCGUCAGCGCCCUCGGGCCGUGAGAGCAAUCAUUUGGACCCCAUUAGCCCUGUGCAAGUCCGUGGAAUGCUUGACGACUCAGUUUGGGGCGAGAGUAUUCGCCGCAACGCCACAGUCCGACAAACACAGAACAGGGGCUCACAAGGGUAUGAUGGUUUCCACUGAGGAGGAAGCGAUGGAGGAGUUGAAGUUGCGGUUGACAUGGAACUUACUUGUGAGGAGGAGGGAAGUCCAGUUUUGGUGGUGAAACAAUGCAAUCAUGCACAUGGCAUCAAUGGAGGUUGCAUUCAGGAAAGCGAACUCAUGGCAUAAUUCAAAGCUGAGCACGGCGUUCCAGGGCAAUCAAUACAUGAGCAACGAGGGGGGGGGACAAGGCUACCCCCGGUAUCUAGUUUCGGUCGAUCAAGAUUCAAAAUAGACAUACAUUUUUCAUGCACAGAACGUUCGGG